AAACCACAAACAAACAACAAAACAAGGCCAGAGGUUUCUUGCUUCCUUUGCUUUAACGAUUUCACCUGUGUACUGUGAGUUUCAUGGCAAACAAUUAUUAUCAUUUUCAUGAAAACACUGUAAAUCAUUUUAUUAACAACACUAUCAAAAUAUUAUUAAUUUGGAAAUAUAAAUAAGCAGAAACAGAACUUAAUUAAAAGUAGUCACAAUUAAAUGCCAAACGCCAUGGAAAAGACAAACUGCAAGAAGCCAUUGCAACCGUCUGUCGGAGGGCGUAAGAAAUCUGGACCGAAGUUUGAGCUCUCCGAAGAACAACAAGCUGACGUAAAGGAGGCAUUUGAUUUAUUCGAUACAAAUUCCACGGGAUUUAUUGAGGUAAAAGAACUUAAAGUUGCCAUUCGGGCCUUGGGCUUCGAGCCAAAGAAGGAGGAAAUCAAACGCAUGAUUGCAGAAAUCGAUAAAGACGGUAGUGGCAAGCUGUCGUUUGCUGACUUCCUACAACUGAUGACCAUGAAAAUGGCAGAAAAGGAUACAAAGGAAGAAAUUCUAAAGGCAUUCCGUCUUUUCGAUGAUGAUGACACUGGUAAGAUUUCAUUUAAGAACUUGAAGCGAGUCGCUCGCGAAUUGGGUGAGAACCUGACAGAUGAAGAGUUACGUGAAAUGAUCGAUGAAGCCGAUUUAGACAACGAUGGAGAGGUCAGUCAGGAGGAGUUUCUAAGAAUAAUGAAGAAAACUAGUUUGUAUUAAUUAAGAGUAUUAUUCCUUAUCAAAUAAAUAACUAUCUGUCUACGUCCUUGAGAAUCCUUACUACAUACAUAUAAUACAAACUACCUACAGACUUUUAAAUUGUAGAAGAGCACCGACAAAUUUAUUUAUAUGCGCAUUCAAUGCAACACUUUUAAAUUUAUAAAAAAAAAAACUAUUUAUUUUAACAGCUAUUGAAAUGAGUUCUUUAUUUUUAAUUGAAACUAAAUAUUGAAUUUUAUAUUUUCUUAUUAAACUGUUUGUAAUGCUUGAAAGAAAUAAAAGACAUAAAUAAAGCUGUGUUAUUGUAUCAAAAAAUA
Messenger RNA from Eupeodes corollae, 1064 nucleotides. RefSeq lists its product as uncharacterized. NCBI's taxonomy places the organism in Eukaryota, Metazoa, Arthropoda, Insecta, Diptera, Syrphidae. The transcript has a single exon. The coding region runs from base 214 to 747 and encodes 177 amino acids. Gene Ontology annotation, biological process: mitotic cell cycle; centriole replication. Gene Ontology annotation, molecular function: calcium ion binding. The record is from RefSeq and is a predicted model, not a curated record. Gene Ontology annotation, cellular component: centrosome; centriole.